GCGACGGGCAUUCGAGGCUUGCGGCGGCACCAUGAGCCGAGGCGGAGCGGGGCGCUACGGGCGCGGGCUGGCGGCCGCCUCUCCUUCUGCCGCGCCCUCCGGCGGGCUCGAGGGCGGCGGGGUCCCGGGGCCGGAGGAGGAGCCCGCGCAUCAGCCGCCUCAGGAUGCAUAUGUCGUGAUACCGCCCAACCUUGCAAGAAGGGAUCAGUUACAGAGAAUUGCUAAUAAAGAACUAGAAGAACUGGAGAAGUGGAAGGAGCAGCACAGACCAGGACGAAUUAAUUUAAUCCCCCAGAAGCUCGGUGGGAGAGCAUCAGAGGCUGAAGUGAGGCGAAAACAGCAAUUGGAGCACUUCCAGUCUAAAUACCAGCAAAAGUUGAAAAAAGAAGACUAUGGGAGGCGCAAGAGAGAGGCUGAAGAAGCAGAGCUUUUGAAGAAGAAAGCACUUCAAAGAGAGAAAGCUGAAAAACUUGAAGAAAAACGAAGGCAGGAACAGUGGCAAAGAAGACAGAUGUUUGAUGAAGACAACUAUGUAAAAACCACAGAGUACUUGAAUAAAUUAGCUUUAGGCCCGUGUAAGAGAACCUCUUGUCAAACAGAAGGCCGUGGUCUGGAAUCUACACCCUGGGCCAGAAGCCGCACAUAUAAGGAAAUCCAAAGACAAGAAGAAGACAGAAAACUGCAGGAGAUGAAGGAAGAGCAGCGAAGGAAGGCAGAAAUCUUGGAACUCAAACAAAGACAAGAAGAAAGAACGAGAGUAAAAGCCCAUCAAAGCAACCAGCAGAGGGUGAAUAAUGCGUUUCUGGACAGGCUGCAACACAGUCACCAGCCUGGUGGCCCUUGCCUGCCUGAAGGUUUGGGGAAUAUGGAUUUUAGUGCUGACGGCUGGGAGCCUCAUUAUUUCUUGUGAAAAGUGAACAUCUAACCCCCUCCCUCCCCGGAUUCUUCACACAAUUCUACACACAGCACUUUUAUCUGGCUUCAGAGGAAUGGACUUGGGAAACGCCCCCGGGAGCUCUUUUCGCUCUGUUCAAACACGCCUGCUUGACCUGCCCUCUCUUCUCUGUGGCUCGUAAGAUUUUCAUGCUAUUGAUUUGGUUAGGUAACACUAACUGGAUCUCGGACGAGUCCUCUUACUGCUUGUGCUGCCUGUCGCAGUGGCCCUGCGUUUCUCAAGAGGGUUUAUAUCCGUUUCUUUGGAAAUGGCAAUAAGUGAUCUUUAUAGCUUAGACUGACAAGGAAUCUGACUUGGAAAAAGCAAAAAAGCUCUUUCUGUAUACCUACUCAUUUUUAACUUAUUGAUUAUUUUUAUCUGCUUUGAAUUUGAGUCUUUUUUUAAAGAUGAAAAGAAUUCUGAAAUGCUAAA
This is a messenger RNA of Eublepharis macularius, 1366 nucleotides long. It is a transcript of the gene EPSTI1, whose product is annotated as epithelial stromal interaction 1. The record is from RefSeq and is a predicted model, not a curated record. The transcript is spliced from 12 exons. Bases 32 to 910 code for a protein of 292 amino acids. Lineage: Eukaryota; Metazoa; Chordata; Lepidosauria; Squamata; Eublepharidae.